CCUGACGAAGUAGACACGUAAUUACGAAUAAUGUCUGUAAAAGAUGAUUUUACGGAUUGUGAGACCAAUGUCCGACUCGAUGGGAAAGUGGCGCUGGUAACUGGAGCAACUGCUGGAACCGGGCUAGAAAUAGCGAAGAACUUAGCCAGGAGAGGCGCCAAAGUCAUCAUCGCGAGCCGAAACCCAAGUAAACUAGCAGAUGCAAGAAAUACCAUAAUUCAGGAUUCCGGAAACCAAAAUGUCAUCACCAGACAAAUGGACUUCGAAUCUCUAUCCUCAGUCAGAAACUUCGCUGAUACAACUUUAAGAACAGAACCACGACUGGAUAUCCUCAUCAACAAUAUCGGAGCUAUUGGCUUAGAUGACAGACUGACAGAAGACGGUUUACAGCUGAUGAUGCAAGUUAACUACUUCGGAUCAUUUCUCCUGACCUUCCUGCUGUUUCCUCUCUUGAGAAUAUCAGCACCAAGUCGAGUGGUCAACGUCUCCUCAUUAGCACUGAUCUUAGGAACUGUAGACCUGGAACAUUGGAACGAUAUCGGACAGUACUCCAAUUUUGGGUACUACUGUAAUGCCAAGUUAGCUGAUGUACUGUUUACGGUGGAAAUGGAGAAGAGGAUCAGAGGUAGUGGAGUGAGUGUGUACAGCAUGGACCCUGGAUUAGGAAAGUCAGAGUUCUUUAGGAAUUUUGACAAUGUGUUAAUAAAGAACGUGUUGAAUGCUGCGUUGUUGAAGUUUGGAAGACCACUACCAAGGGUUGCGACUAUGGCUGUGUUUCUGGCUGUAGACCCAAAGUUUGAAGGUGAAAGUGGAAAACAUUUUAGAGAUUGCCAUGAGUUUUACAGUUCUUGGUUUGCGAAUGAUACAGUGUUGUCUAGGAAUAUGUGGGAAGAGACCAAAAGACUUGUGAGAAUAACAGGAUAUGAAGAUUGGGAGACACGGAAUAAAUAAAGGUCAAAUGUUUUUUUUUUCUAUCAUUUUU
Spodoptera litura is the source of this 982-nucleotide messenger RNA. Its product is annotated as retinol dehydrogenase 12-like. Lineage: Eukaryota; Metazoa; Arthropoda; Insecta; Lepidoptera; Noctuidae. The record is from RefSeq and is a predicted model, not a curated record.